This is a messenger RNA of Chenopodium quinoa (quinoa), 2403 nucleotides long. RefSeq lists its product as uncharacterized. Gene Ontology annotation, molecular function: nucleic acid binding. The record is from RefSeq and is a predicted model, not a curated record. Gene Ontology annotation, biological process: DNA integration. The transcript has 2 exons. Bases 1 to 2403 code for a protein of 800 amino acids. Lineage: Eukaryota; Viridiplantae; Streptophyta; Magnoliopsida; Caryophyllales; Amaranthaceae.
AUGCCUACGAUUGAUCGCGCAUAUCAACUAGCAAUUCAAGAUGAGCGUGUACGCCUAGCGAAAGUCAUUCUCGAAGAGAAAGCACCAGAGGCAGUGGGAUUUGCUCUCAAGGCAAAUUCGGGUAUGAGCCGUGGGCGUGGAAGCAGCAGCAGCGACAGUUCUGUUUUCUCCAAGUGUCAGAGACCCGGUCAUGAUGCCUCAAACUGUUGGAGUAAACCGGUGUGCUCCCAUUGCAAGAAGCGUGGCCGUGAAAGUAGUGGCUGCUAUGAACUCCAUGGGUACCUGGAGGGAUGGUUUGAUCGCCCCAAGACCGAUGGUGCUGGUCGUGGAAGGGGGAAUGCAAAUGGAAGGGGGCGUGGCUAUGCGAAGGCCAAUGCCGCAAGUAGCCACAACAUAGGGGCUUCGAGCAAUGCUAGUGGUGCCUCGGAGUCGACAUCUUCAAAUCAGAUUUUCACCCCUGACCAAUGGGAAGCAAUUGCGGGAUUCUUUGGUAAUGCAAAGGUCCCUGACAACAGGUUGAAUGGUAAUUUUAAUACCAAAAACUGGAUUAUUGAUACCGGCGUAACACAUCAUGUGACUGGAGAUGAGACUUGGUUAUUUGAUGUAACUGAGAUUAUGCAAAUUCCUGUUGGUCUUCCCAACGGUGGAACGGUGGUUGCAAAGAAGGAAGGGUCGAUUAGAUUGUCGACCUCCAUUACUCUUAAAAAUGUGUUAUAUGUUCCGCAAUUGAGUUGCAAUUUUCUUUCGGUUUCCCAAUUAAUUAAAGAUUUAAAUUGUGAUGUAAAUUUUAAUUCUUCUUUGUGUGUUAUACGAGACCAAACGAUGAUGCUGAUUGGAACGGGUGUUAGGCAAGAUGGACUUUAUUAUUUUAGAGAAGCGGAUUCAGUUCAACACGUUUCUGUUAAUGACCCAACCCCUUCAUUGGAGCUAUGGCACAAAAGGAUGGGGUAUCCUUUAGAAAAUGUAGUAAAGCUACUUCCUCCUGUAGUUGGUUUUAAAAGACAUCCUUCGUCUUGUGGAGAUCGCUAUUUUUUAACUAUAGUUGAUGAUUAUUCUCGUGUCGUUUGGGUUUAUUUAUUUGAUGAUAAAACAAAAGUGUUUCGUGUUUUUAUGAAUUUUAUUGCCAUGGUUGAUCAUCAAUUUUCUCAAAAUAUAAAAAUUGUGCAAAGUGAUAAUGGUACGAAAUUUAAUUGCUUACGUGAGUAUUUUUCCGCUACUGGUAUUUUAUUUCACACUUCUUGUGUUGGGACACCACAACAAAAUGGUAGAGUUGAGCGCAAACACAAACACAUCUUAAAUGUAGCCCGGGCCUUACGCUUUCAAGCUCAUUUACCGAUUUAUUUUUGGGGAGAGUGUGUUCUUGCCGCCGUACAUUAUUUAAUUAACCGUACUCCAACCCCAUUGUUACAAAAUAAAACACCCUUUGAGAUUUUAUUUGGCUAUCCUCCUUCAUAUAAUGUCAUCCGCACUUUUGGUUGCUUGUGUGUUGCUCACAAUCAGAAAACAAAGGGGGAUAAGUUUGAGAGUCGCACUCGAAAGUGUGUGUUCUUGGGGUAUCCGUUUGGCAAGAAAGGGUGGUCCUUGUAUGAUCUUGAGAAGCGAGAAUUUUUGGUGUCCCGGGACGUGAAAUUUUUUGAAAAUGUUUACCCAUUUCAUGAUGCGAAUGUGGUAAAUAUUGAGCCCGAGAGAGUUGUUCCCAUGUAUGAUGAUAGUGUAAUAAAUGAUGAUUUUGUGGAAAGUGCAAACACAGGGGUUACGGCUCCACUUAAGAACGGGCAGCCACGAGGUACAGUAGACUCCCUUGCCACGCAAGAGCAUACGCUGCAAGGGGAGGCAGCAGACUCCGCAACCUGGCCGCGGGAAGAUAGGGUGAGCCGCGACCAGGCUACGACCUCCUCUUCCACGCAAGAAAAUGUGGGGGUUGGUUCCUUCGAUGCACAGCAGCAUGACCUCCCACAACAGCCCGUACUGCCAAGGCAGCAGGGCCAGUCACCGCAGCCACUGCCAGACAGUACGGUGCAGCAAGGCAGCCAGCAGUCGGUCGCGAGUACUGCUGACUUGGGAAGGGGUUUGCGGGUUAAGACUCCUUCGGUUCUUCUACGAGAUUAUGUGACUCAUACUAUUGUUGCUGAAAGUCCAUCUACGCCUACACCAAUUUCGCAGCAUAAAUCAGGUACCCCGUAUCCUAUAGCAUACUCUAUUAAUUAUGAUAAUCUUUCUAUCAAGUAUCGUCAUUUUUUGGCAGCUAUUAUAUCGGGUAAUGAUCCGAAAUCAUACAAGGAAGCAAUGAGACAUGAUGGUUGGAGGACAUCAAUGCAAGAAGAAAUCCGAGCCUUAGAAGAUAAUGGGACUUGGAUAUUGGAGGAAUUGCCCCCUGGAAAACGUGCACUUGGUAGCCAAUAG